CAUGGGGCGGGCGGCGGCAGGCACCGUGCCCCUGUUAUGGGGCGGCCUCCUGCUCGCUGCCAGCCUCGCCCUAGAGCCGGCACCGCAGAGUUGCAACUGCACCCAUCCCCUGGACUUCCAGGCGUUCCGCACAGCUCCGCUCGCCGAGAGCUGCUGCCUCAACUUCACUGGAUCCAAUGUCACCCACCUGGACUGGGGAGCGCUGGUAGCGGUGCGAGGGCUGCGCCAGCUCUACCUCUCACACUGCAGCAUCACAGCCAUCAGCAACGCCCAGGGAGUCCCCCCGGCCUUGGAGGUCUUGCACUUAAGUCACAACCAGUUGGAGAGCCUCCCCAGAGGCUUUCUGGAAGAUGCCCCUAAUUUGAAGGUCCUCUAUCUGGAUGGGAACCAGCUCCAGGAGCUGCCCGCAUCCUUCCUGAAAGCCUCCAUCCAGCUCCAGGAACUCCACCUGGGGUUCAACGCACUGACCUCCCUCCCUCCCACCCUUCUGCAUCCAUCCCUGCUGCAGCUGCAGCUCUCCAAUAACAGCUGGGAGUGCAGCUGUGCUUUGCUGGAUGCCUUGCAGGGCACCCCCAGCCUGCCCGCCCAGCUCACCUGCUAUACACCGGAGAGGCACCGUGGUGCAGAGCUGCAGAGCAUCCCACGGGACGAGCUGUGCCAGCAGCACCAAAGCCUCACCGCCCUCUUCAUCUGCCUGCCUCCCCUCCUCAUCCUCGCAGCCAUCACCUGCUGCUUCUGCAGGAGGAAAAGGAAAACCAAUUACAGCCUUGGGAGCAGCCACACCUCCCCAACAGAAAGGGGCAAUGUGCCUGUUUGCCCCGAGCCGCACCGCUACGUCCCCUAUGAGCCAACCAGUGCCCCCUCCAAGAGCGAGGGGAAGGUGCUGCGGGGCAGCCGGGUGCUGCUGCAGCCCCCCGAGGAGAGCAGCAGGGACCUCUAUGAGGAGGUGGAGAUCCAGGUGGGAUCCCAUGUUCCAACCUACGAUGAGCAGCGGGACAGCCCUGAGACAGAGGGGGACACAGUGAGUGUCACCGACGUGCUGAAGGACUCCGCUGACCGCGAGAAGAUCUACAUGAACCAGUCGACUAACUAUUACAACCUGGUGCCUGGCAUCGAGCUGGAGGACUCAGACAACCUGGAGUAUGAGAACAUUGAGCUACACUGAUGGGUAGCUGGGCUGGGAUUUGGGAUCUGGCUGGAACAUACUGGUGGCUGUGGGGAUACGCAGACCAGUCUGCCAUUUCUUGCACUGGCUGUUUGCAGAGCUGCACCCCCAAAUUGCCACCCCUCCUGCUGCAUUCCCCUACAUGUGCCCCAUGCUUGCACUGGGCAGGGCACAGGGGGUUUUCUGUGGGCUGAUGGUAUACUUGGACACAAGGCAAGGAGAGGAGGUGGGGCUGUCCCAUCUGUACAACAGCACUGUGUGCACCAGACCCUCUGAGCAGGUUCUAUGUCCUCUCUGCAUCCAGCUGCAUCCAGCACAGCUCUGCUGCUUCCCAGCCUACACAUAAUGGGACCCAGGGACAAGAAAUGAGAUCUGCUUACUGGGUCCCACAUGGGCAGCCUGGAACAGCCCUGCCUGCUCCACCAGCACACCCUGCCGUGCCCACUGCGUUGUACACAUGCACACACGCAUGUGUGAGCACUGGGCAAAGGUGGGCUCGACUGGGGCCACGAUAGCAAAGUGCUCAUGGGGUGCAGCCUUCCCUGCCCAAUGCAAAAUAAAUCAUUGUACUCCUGGCA
Messenger RNA from Centrocercus urophasianus (Greater sage-grouse), 1743 nucleotides. Its product is annotated as SLIT and NTRK-like protein 6. NCBI's taxonomy places the organism in Eukaryota, Metazoa, Chordata, Aves, Galliformes, Phasianidae. Bases 2 to 1165 code for a protein of 387 amino acids. Gene Ontology annotation, cellular component: extracellular matrix. The record is from RefSeq and is a predicted model, not a curated record. Gene Ontology annotation, molecular function: protein binding. The transcript is spliced from 2 exons.